CGCCACACGCUCCAUCCAGGUCCUCACUUUCCUUUCGACGAUAAUGCCAGGCAUUGGACUGCUCAGGCCGACACUCUUUGAAAUCGCCACUCGUAAUGCUGCCGUUCGUUCAUUCUUUUGAGAUACCCGUCCAGACGUUAUUAUUUACGCGCAGCUACGCGCCGUAGGGCAUACAGCCAUGGGCGCGCCAGAAAUACCCCGAAAAGAUAUAGGAGAGCCGUCGCGGGCAUAUAUAAAGGAGGCAGACUCCACGAAUAAUACGUUAGACUCAGGCUGGGACAUACCGCAAGAAGGGCAACGUAAGCGGAGGCAUGCACAUCUAGGCGUUGGUUCGAGCGCAACAGGAUGGGCGCUUUCCGAUCGCUUUGAUCGCAUGCUCCCGCCACACAGACGCUAUAUUGGUCGAAGUCGCCGCACGUUCCUUAUCAUCGUUCUUGUCAUACUAGUCUGCCUUCUGGCCUUGAUAAUUGGGCUUGCAGUCGGCCUAAGUAAAGGAUCGAACAAGACCCAAAAUCUCCCUUUACCAAAUGGUUCUGAAACCUACACUGGAGACUUGACAUACUAUGCCCCGGCCCUUGGCGCCUGCGGUAUCGAGUCUUCAGACAAAGACGCAAUUGUUGCAGUGUCACACUUCACAUUCGAUGCAGCCCAGGUUGGAGGUAACCCAAAUGCAAACCCGCUGUGUGGGCGAAAAAUCAGGGCGAAGAGGGUUCAUGAGAACACCGGACAGAGUGUCAGUAUUGAUGUUACUGUUGUUGACAGAUGUGAGGGAUGUCAGCCUACUGAUCUCGAUGUCAGUCCUGCUAUGUUUAAGAGGUUAGCUGAUGAGGGAAAAGGUAGGGUGAAGGUGACGUGGGCUUGGUUAUGAGUAAUGCGACACAUGACCCUGAAGACAUUACACUCGACUCUCACUGCCUCUCACUGACACACGCAAUAUGAUCCUUUCCCUUCUCUUGACUUUAUCUUCGUCUUCCACUGUUCCUCCCUAACCCCUACAUCAACUUCAUCGUCCAACUUUGCUCACUUGCAAUCCGUCUUCUUGGCGGCCCUUCUCUAGGUAGUACUACUCUAUAACACUUUUUCGCAUGUAAAGCUCCAUGCCUAGGAACCCUCUGUCUCGCCACGACACUUCCAAGACCACAACAAGUGCACGGCGCUUCGAGAUAUCCAACCCCGUCCCCUGUGACGCUGAGGGAACAGCUGCAAUAUCUCCUCUGCACGGACAUUCAUUCGGAACGGCCGCAGAAUUUGAUAGAAC
Cucurbitaria berberidis CBS 394.84 is the source of this 1258-nucleotide messenger RNA. RefSeq lists its product as uncharacterized. The transcript has 3 exons. Lineage: Eukaryota; Fungi; Ascomycota; Dothideomycetes; Pleosporales; Cucurbitariaceae. The record is from RefSeq and is a predicted model, not a curated record. Bases 179 to 868 code for a protein of 229 amino acids.